UUGGUCGGCUCGUCUUCCUCUCCUCUUCCUCCCCGAGCUUCCGCUUCCUAUUCUGACGGACGCUCCGGCCGUAACGAUGAUCGGGGACAUCCUGCUGUUUGGGACGCUGCUGAUGAACGCCGGGGCGGUCCUCAACUUUAAGCUGAAAAAGAAGGACACGCAGGGCUUUGGUGAGGAGUCGAGGGAGCCCAGCACAGGAGACAACAUCCGGGAGUUCUUGCUGAGCCUCAGAUACUUCCGUAUCUUCAUCGCCCUCUGGAAUGUCUUCAUGAUGUUCUGCAUGAUUGUGCUCUUUGGCUCCUGAGCUCCAGAUAUGGAACCAGGAACACACCUUCUCAGAUGCCGAGUCUCCCUGCCUCCGUUCCUGAUGACUUCAAGAAUGUUUUUGACCAGAAGAAUGGUGACCUUCGCAGAAAGCCCAAACGCGUGGUGGGUGGAAAAAAUGUUCGCCACGAUGCACAGCCACACUACUGUUUUCUUUUCAAAGAUAUUUUCACUCUGAUCCCUGCAUUGAAAUGCUGUCAACUUAAGGAAUUUGAGGAGGGUUUACGCAAGGGGCUGUGAUAACAUUGCCUUCCGAAAAGAUAAAAGAACCUACCUAGAUUGUUGAAUCAGAUUAGAAUCCCUCUUCUGCCAGGCUUUCACUGGAAACCCGUUUCUGGGUGUUGCUUGGUUUAUUUUUAGUAACCAUCCUUUUUGAUUCAAAUGAUACAGGUUUUUAAAAAAUCUUUUUUAUUCAGGGAUCUGAAGCAGAAAGGUUGCCAUUUAAGUUUGAUGCAGCCUCUUAUGGGACUGCAUUUUUGAGGAAUGAGCAAGUUCAUUGUUGCUGAGUCUGUGUCCAAGUUCCUUCCCAUCCCGCUGGGCUCUGCUCAGCCACUCUGUGCCACUGAGGGUGUCCCCAGGUCUUUAAGGGUGAAGUAUUGCUGAUUCCCAUGGAGGAGAGGUGCAGAACAAUUGACGAGGCAGAUGGAGGUUUUAUGAGAAAUUUUGUCUUGCCUUGAAACCCUCCAGUAAAGUAAUUUUGGGGGCCAGUAAUUAUACAGUUUCUAGAACAAGAGUGAUUUACGUGGUAAUAUUGGGACCCAAUUUGGAAAGCUUGGGUUUUGGGGUCUGCUUUUUAGGUGGGUGAUUUCAAAGUUGAAAAACAAUAAGACUCAUUGGAGGAAGUACAGCAUUUUGCACAGAAGCCUCUUUGAAAGGGAGUCCCAGAUGAAUCACCAAAAUGACACCCUGAGGGUCAGCUCCCUGACCCCACUGUGUUUAAUUUGUGGUGGAUUUUCAAAUCUUGACUUGUAGGGAAUGUGGGGGAGGAAAAAAUAAAUAUGCAGGCUUUUAGAACUAAACAGCAUUGAAAAUAAAAGCUCAUUUCUAAAAGGA
Molecule: messenger RNA, 1377 nt
Organism: Camelus dromedarius (Arabian camel)
Lineage: Eukaryota; Metazoa; Chordata; Mammalia; Artiodactyla; Camelidae
Gene: SMIM7
Product: small integral membrane protein 7
Exons: 5
Coding region: 77-304 (75 amino acids)
Source: RefSeq, a predicted model, not a curated record